AUGGACGGCUUCAACCAGGAUCAAAUCUUGGACAUCUGGGUUCACAUCGAAUGGGAGGAGCGCAAGGCCUGCGGCGAGUCCGUCGAAGAAGAUCAGCUCAGACCAGUACUGGCUCAAGCAUGGCUCACCUUCCCGGACGAUAUCAAGCGGGAGCUUACGGUAGCCUUGGUCGCCUUUCUCGAAGCUCAAGAAGCGGUUCCAGCAGUUCAGCACAACAUAGAUGCGACGACGUCGUACCCGAAGCUCCAGACUGAUGAGGACGGCCGGCCACGAUAUGAUCAUCGCCCGGACGUGCGCGAGAUGCCAUCCUUCGCUGCUUACGUGGAAAGCACAAGAAGAAAAUGCGAGGUGGAGCAGACUCGCUUCACUGCGACCGAAGCCUUGAGACAAGUCUUCUUAGAGCAGGCGGAAGGGCUGAAUGUUCUGCAAGAGAGCGUGGCGUGGACGAGACUCCUCAGUUCUCGGCUUGACACAUCUCUGAGAACCUGCCGAAGCUUACUUGACAACCUGCAGGAGCAGUUGCCGCGGCAUGAAGCUGCGCUGAAGAGAUGGCUCGCUUUCAAACGGAGGGAAGCGGCCUUGUCUAGAGCGUGGGUCGGGAGCUGGAUGCUGGGUCGUGGCGGCUACGGAAGCGCCAACCUAUGGGUUCAGCUUGACGCCAAUGGAAACAUUUGCGAUCGUGUCCUUAUCAAAGAUUGCGACUUCAGCGGAGACGGGGAGGAGUUUUGGAGAGACACUGGUGACAGCUGGAGUGCGCAUCCUCGGGAUCCUACAGGCCGGUUGCUGGUUCCAAACGAAGUACUUGCCAUGUACAAUCUUCGCGGUCGAAUCGGCUCGGAGAACAUUGUAUAUCUUCGCAACUGGAACCUGCAUGCUGAAAGGAGAACGACAAGGUUGUAUCUCGAGUUCUGUCCCUUUGGCACAUUGAGUGAGCUCACAGAGACAAGAGCGCAGCCGGGGGAGGGGCGGAUUUGGCUAGAGGAGCCAUUGAUCUGGCAUGCGUUCGAGAGUCUGGCAGUUGCUGGGAAGCUAAUGGACGCUGGUGAGCUCCAAGACAAUCCCAUGUCCAUCUGGAAGAAUAUUCUUCACCUGGACUACAAGACGUCCAAUGUACUCUUAGGUGCGAACUCCGGAAAACUGUACCAAGGAUAUCCUGGCAUAAAGCUGGCGGACUUCGGCCUUUCUCUGUUCCAGGAUCGCCAAGACAAGCGGACGAAUCAAGACUACCCUCAGCGUGGCACGCCAGGUAACCGGGCACCGGAGCAGGUCAGAGAUUGGAAGAACGACGCCGACAGGCCACUGAUCGGGCGAACCACAAAUGUCUGGGGCGUGGGUAUAGUGGUAUGGAGCCUUAUCGAGUUGAGGCAAGGUGACGACAACCUGGCGUAUGAUGGACCGCAGAACGCCGAUGGCCUAGCACAUCCUGGCGAGCCUAGAGAGCCGGCAUUCAGCAUUCCUGUGAGGACGACGUACUCUAGGGAAUUGCUAGAACUCGUGUCAAGUUGCGUGCGGUUCCGGCCCGAGGACCGACCAAGCUUCGACGUUGUUCUGAGAUCCAUUCAGCGAUACACCGAUGGUAGCAGAGAGUUCAAGCGUGACCAGGGCUUGCGGGAAACGGCCAAGGACGAUCCACGGUUUGGUUCCUGGAACCCGUCAGGUUCGCCGCCGGAGGAUCUGUGGGCGCGAGGAACGCAGCUUUCGAGAGAGGACGGUCCAGAUCCGCCCUCAGGGCUUCCAAGAAUGCCGCAAGCGACUGUCGGCGAGAUCGACGGCGAUGAGGUCCCCGGCGGAGAACCCGGCAGAGGAGCUACUAUUCAGGAGAUAACAAGAACCGGGGCAUUGCAAGAUCCAGGAUCACAGUUGCCGCAGCGGAACGAUCCAGCGCUCCCACUUCAAGACGGACCUGCUAACAUGCAGCCAAACGGUCCAGCUCGAGGCGCGGUUACAGGUCAGGCUCCGACCCCAGCUCGAGGCGAGGCGGCUCCUGGCGGCGGCCUAGGUCAAGCUCCAGGUGCGGGACCAGCUCCAGGCGCGCUGCGCGAAUGUCAUAAUACGAUGGAGCAUACGCCACCCUUCCUGGCAGCCAUCGAUCUCUCGAGCUAUACCAACGCAUCGCAGAUACAGUCCGUAAAAGAACUCGCAUAUACCGGAGCUCUGUUCGCAGCAGUGUCGCCUCAGUCGAUUGACACCGCGCUCGCACUUCUCAAAGACACCGUGGGUCGAUACUCUGUUCACCUGGAUGUCUCUACGCUGCAAUCGGAGCAGGACAUUGUAGACCUUCUCGACGCUGGUGCCGCCAAAGCCUUCGUGUCAAGCGGACAAGUACCUGCAUUGCAGCAAGUGCCGAACUUAGACGGCAGUCGCAUAGUCUAUCACCCAACUGUCUCUGCCGACCAAGCAGAGUCCCAACUGCAGGGGACUGGCUACGGCUUGCAUCUCCACAAUGUCCAGAGUGUCCAAGCCGCGACUCAGGUUCUACAAGCACUGGGCAAGCAGAGGCCCACUGUAUAUGUUUCCAAGGAAGGAAUGACCGAGGCGGAAGCUGUCGAGUUAUGCAGACAGGACGUCGUGCCUAUUUUACCUUCGAAGCAACUUACUCUUACCGCCGAACAGUCUACCGAUCAGAUAAGAGUCGCUUCCUUACUGCUUGCGCAGGUGAAGAGUGAUCGGCCGGACGGACUCUUCACGACGCUUGUAACGGACGAGCGAGGCAUCGCUCUGGGGCUAGUGUACAGCAACGAGGAGAGCGUAGCAGAGAGCUUGCGGUCCGGACGAGGUGUGUACUGGAGUCGGAAGCGUGGUUUAUGGCGCAAGGGCGACACGAGCGGAGACUGGCAAGAGCUUGUUCGCAUAGACAGAGACUGCGACAAUGACUGUCUGCUCUUUGUCGUAAGGCAGCAAGGGCAUGGGUUCUGCCACCUGCAGACAGCGACGUGCUUCGGUCAGUACAGAGGGUUGACAAAGCUGCAGAAGACGCUACAGAGUCGGAAACGAUCGGCACCGGAGGGUUCGUAUACUGCGCGGUUGUUCAACGACAGCAAGAUGCUGAAUGCGAAGAUCAUGGAGGAGGCGUCUGAGCUUUGCGAAGCACAGAGUAAGGAGGAUGUUGCGGCUGAAGCAGCAGAUGUCCUCUACUUUGCGCUCACAAAGGCAACCGCGGCGGGUGUUACGCUAGAAGAUAUCGAACGUAAUCUAGAUGGCAAAAGUGUCAAAGUGAAAAGAAGAAAAGGUGACGCCAAGGGCCCGUAUGCCGAGAAGUUUGGCGUCACCAAUGGCACAGCACCCCACGUCAACGGCGACGCGAAGACGGAGAUGCUACGAGAAGCUGAGUCCAAGCCAAAGAGCAAAGACGACCCUGCUGGUCUCAACAAGGAAGGCAGAAUUCAAAUGCGGCGCUUCGACGUGGCGAAAGAGUCGCCCGAAAGCAUUCAGGAAGCUCUCAAACGGCCCUCCCAGCGCUCAACGGAGAAGAUCAUGGGUAUCGUCAACCCCAUCAUCAAAGACGUGCAACAACGCGGCGACAAGGCAUUAUUGGAGUAUACGCACAAGUUCGAGAAAGCGACCUCGCUCACCUCACCCGUUCUAAAAGCGCCGUUUCCUGAAAGCCUAAUGCAACUCCCACCGGAAACGAUCGAAGCCAUCGAUGUCAGUUUCGAGAAUAUCCGCAAAUUCCACGCUGCGCAGAAGGAGGAGCGCCCGCUGGAGGUCGAGACUAUGCCUGGCGUGGUAUGCUCACGAUUCGUACGGCCCAUCGAACGAGUUGGUCUUUACGUACCAGGCGGUACCGCUGUCCUCCCAUCCACUGCAAUGAUGCUUGGCGUACCGGCUAUGGUGGCCGGAUGUAAGACGAUCGUGCUUGCUUCGCCACCACGCGCAGACGGAAGCCUGACGCCCGAGAUCGUAUAUGUCGCUCACAAGGUCGGCGCGGAAAGCAUCGUGCUGGCAGGUGGUGCGCAAGCUGUUGCCGCGAUGGCGUACGGGACGGAGAAUGUGAGCAAAGUCGACAAAAUCCUAGGGCCCGGCAAUCAAUUCGUCACAGCGGCCAAGAUGGUCGUGUCGAACGAUACGACCGCGAACGUCAGCAUUGAUAUGCCCGCCGGCCCGUCGGAAGUGCUGGUCAUUGCGGACAAGACCGCGAAUCCUGCUUUUGUUGCUUCCGACCUACUAUCUCAGGCUGAGCACGGCGUGGACAGUCAAGUUGUCUGCAUCCCCGUUGAUCUCAGUGACGAGCAGGUACAAGCAAUCGAAAAUGAGCUGCACAAGCAAGCGAUGGCUCUUCCACGAGUGGACCUCGUUCGGGGUGCCAUCGAGCACUCAGUCACGCUGAUCGUCAAGACGCUUGAAGAGGCCAUGGCACUCUCGAAUGCUUACGCUCCGGAACAUCUUAUCCUGCAAGUCGCCGACCCGGUUGCCGCACGGGAUAGGGUGCAGAAUGCAGGCUCCGUCUUUUGUGGUCAGUGGACGCCGGAGUCGGUUGGUGACUACUCUGCGGGUGUCAAUCAUAGUUUGCCCACGUAUGGUUAUGCGAGACAAUACUCUGGUGUCAACCUGGGCAGCUAUGUCAAGCAUAUUACGAGCUCGAAUCUGACGGCGGAGGGUUUGAGGAAUGUUGGAGGUGCGGUAAUGCAGUUGGCGAAGGUUGAGGAGUUGGAGGCGCAUCGGAGGGCGGUGGAGAUAAGGCUAGACUAUAUGAAAAGGGAGGGCCUGACAAGUUAGGCAAUGAGAAACGUUGCACUUAAUUGGUAGCGAGCGCUUAUAGUUACCAACUGCCUCGAAACGGUUGACCUGAUGUGAUCGGAAGCAUGAGAUAGAAGAUGAGAGGGUAUCACAAGCUUCCACGCCCAACCAGCUAUCUAGACGCGCGCCAUACGUGACAUAAAUUUCCAACGGUUAUGCAACCGACUGCUCAACGCGAUCAGGCACCUCCGGCCGCACAUCCAUGACCGCGCGUACAAGAUCCUCGACAACUUUCGGUCCCGUCUUCUCGCCUAUCUGCUUGAUCUCGUCGAGCUGCUUCUGCGUGUCCUUAUCUGCCUGCUCCUCCGCGGCCUUGUUGCCUGAGCUGUGCUAUAAUCGGAGUCAGUACGUACACACACACUCCCCGUCCGUGCGUUGCUUCUGCAAGUGGGAGGCAUACCUCCUUCUCGAAGGCCUUAAACUCCGCCUCCUUCUGCUUGCGGUAGUCCUCAAUCUCCUUCUGCGCUUCGGAACGGG
Baudoinia panamericana UAMH 10762 is the source of this 5214-nucleotide messenger RNA. RefSeq lists its product as uncharacterized. The record is from RefSeq and is a predicted model, not a curated record. Gene Ontology annotation, molecular function: phosphoribosyl-ATP diphosphatase activity; protein kinase activity; histidinol dehydrogenase activity. Gene Ontology annotation, cellular component: cytoplasm. NCBI's taxonomy places the organism in Eukaryota, Fungi, Ascomycota, Dothideomycetes, Mycosphaerellales, Teratosphaeriaceae. Gene Ontology annotation, biological process: protein phosphorylation; L-histidine biosynthetic process. The transcript has 6 exons. Bases 1 to 4716 code for a protein of 1571 amino acids.